UAAAACUCGGUGGUGUCAUGGAAAAUAUUUACCCCAAAUACAUUCACUAAUCUAAUCCGAUUUAUAAUCCAGAACUAGGGUUUUCAGUCUUGAUCCCAUACUAAAAGAGGCUUCCAAUGGCAUGCGUCUCCUUCUCGCCGUCCUGGACCCUCUCAUGUCCUCCUCUCCGUCGCUGUUCUUCCAUGUUUAACUCGAAACAGAUCCCAACCCUAUCUGUCAUUUUUGUUAGAAGUCAUCGGGGACCGGCGCCGGCGGCUGCAGGGUUAAAGAGGUAUUGGGGGACGGCGAUGAGGGAGCUGAAUCUUUCAAAGAUGAUUGAAAAGAAGGUGGCUGAGGCAAUGGAUGUUUGUAAUGGGGAGGAAGGCAUGAGAUCGGACGGCUGCCGUGUGGCCUGGGACGAGGUUGAGGAGGUGAGUAGUGCGUUGGCCGAUCUCCGCCGCCGGCUUGCUGAUUCCGCCGUCGACCCUCUAGAGCCCUUCUGUCUGCAGAAUCCCGAAGAUGAGGAAUGCCGCAUCUACGAAUAUUGAAGGCGGAUACAUGUAGAAUCGCCUCCCAGAUGCGGCAGUAGCCAUGUAAAUUCUUUUCGCCUUACCUUUUUUAUUUUCCUUCCCUGCUUUUUUUCCCUUUUCUUUUUUUAUUUUAUUUUAUUUUUUUUGUAGAAAUUAAACCAUCGAUCGAAAUGGGCUAGCUUUAUAUUUUUAAUCCAUGGUGAAUGGACAAAGAUGGUUAAAUUAUUUGCAUACUAUAUUGAGGAAAAAAAUUAGCCUUUUUGCUUAUUUAGCUCUUAAGGGAAAACAAGCAUCAGAAUUUAUUGAAUUUUCUAUUUAUAUGUAACCAUCGACAUUAGAUAGAUAUGCGAUACUGCAGUAUUACUGAUCGUA
Messenger RNA from Dendrobium catenatum, 881 nucleotides. Its product is annotated as calvin cycle protein CP12-3, chloroplastic-like. The record is from RefSeq and is a predicted model, not a curated record. The transcript has a single exon. Gene Ontology annotation, biological process: negative regulation of reductive pentose-phosphate cycle. Gene Ontology annotation, cellular component: chloroplast. NCBI's taxonomy places the organism in Eukaryota, Viridiplantae, Streptophyta, Magnoliopsida, Asparagales, Orchidaceae. The coding region runs from base 117 to 527 and encodes 136 amino acids.